AUGUGUCAACAUGAAAAUGAAGACAACAUGGGUUUGCCUGCAUUCAUGCUUACAUGUGUUCACAUGCACAUUUCUACAGGAACUGUGGCAAAGCUGGAAUUGGAAACGCGUUCUACAACUGCCAACCGGUCUGAAAAAGGUGACCACACUGAUGCUGUGGUGAGUGGCGAACAACUGGCUGCCGCCCUCCAGCGCGAGAGCCGCAAACAAGCAGAACGCCGUCGGCUGUGGAAAGAGCAAGUGGACAAAACGUUAUUGAUGCUGCAGGCAUCAGAUGACGUUGAUACAACAAAUGGCUCACUGACGAGAAUUUCAUCAUCAUCUUCAUUGACAAAAAGAACAGCAAUGAAAAACAAUAACAAAUUGAGCGUCAUGCCUUGGAUCACAAGGGCUUGUGCUGUGCAGAGCAAUAGCAGCAGCAGCAGCAGCAUUUCAACAGCAAAUAUCCCAUCCUCCCACCUUGAAAAAAUGCCUACUUUUGCCCACUUGACCAAGAUGCAGCCCAUGCGACGAAUGGAAAAUCAGCAGCAACAGUUGCAUCCAGCACCUGCACCUGAUGGUACAAUUGGUGCUGCUAAAUCUCAUUUUAGCCAAGGGCAACAUUGCAGUGCUGGAGAGCUCUUGCAGUCCACUAUACGGUACCAGGUCAUCCGCCAGUCAGUCAAUUCACAGUUGGGCACCCGCCGGUCAUCAAGCGCUGGUUGGUCCAACCGCCAGUCAGUGCAGUUCUUGGCCUUGCCAAUCCCCAGCCCACCAAACUGCAGUUUGGCCACCCAAUUGUUGGGGCACCCAAACAAUUGG
Molecule: messenger RNA, 801 nt
Organism: Notodromas monacha
Lineage: Eukaryota; Metazoa; Arthropoda; Ostracoda; Podocopida; Cyprididae
Source: the annotation of a GenBank genome assembly